This is a messenger RNA of Ostertagia ostertagi, 660 nucleotides long. Lineage: Eukaryota; Metazoa; Nematoda; Chromadorea; Rhabditida; Trichostrongylidae. The record is from the annotation of a GenBank genome assembly.
AUGUCGUUUUCCAAAACGCCUGACCAGUCAAUUGAACGUUCUAUGGCCCAGCCAUGGGAUACCCUCACCUUAAAUGCGCGAGAAGACGAGAGCGCGACAGCAGGAGGACAGCGAGGAGCGGGACGAAGAGACACAGCCACGACGGGCAGACGAGACCACACGCGAGCAGCGGAGGCGCCAGGCGCAGCGGGAGGGGGCGAGGCGGAACCGCAGCCAGGGCACGAGCGACGGGGUGACAAGCGGAGGCGGAGCGCGCUGGGCGGACGGACAGACGGAGGAGCGGCAGGGACGAAGCACGGCCAGCGACACACACACACGAGCAGCGAGCGACACGAGGGCGCAGAGCGAGCAGCAGAGGAGGCGACAAGCGAGAGCGACAGACGGGAAGCGACACACACCACAGGGUGCAGGCACAUGGGUGCGCAGACACCGGAGGGCAGGGCGAGUGCGGCGAGGGCGCGAGAGCAUCAUGCGGAGCAGCGACGCGACGAGCAGCGAGACGAGGCGAACGCGCAAGACCGAAGAUUGAUGAAAGGUAGCCAUAUUGAAGACCUUACUUCGUCGACAGUUUUCAUCGAAGAUGUGGAGGCAGCGUUGCAGCUUUUGGAAGGUCUCGUACGGGAAAAAGUGCACUGCAUCCAUGGCGAGAAGCUGGAAUAA